This is a messenger RNA of Etheostoma cragini (Arkansas darter), 1726 nucleotides long. It is a transcript of the gene marchf11, whose product is annotated as membrane-associated ring finger (C3HC4) 11. Bases 80 to 1111 code for a protein of 343 amino acids. The record is from RefSeq and is a predicted model, not a curated record. Gene Ontology annotation, biological process: protein ubiquitination. The transcript is spliced from 4 exons. Gene Ontology annotation, molecular function: zinc ion binding; ubiquitin-protein transferase activity. NCBI's taxonomy places the organism in Eukaryota, Metazoa, Chordata, Actinopteri, Perciformes, Percidae.
AUCCACGCAUAUUCGCCCACAGGACCGGGAUCUGGGAGCCUAAAGGCUGCAUCACUUCACACCGACCUUUCAUUGUAUUAUGAGCACAGAGGAGGGAGAGGCGGGCGCACCUUGCGGGGAGACGAGGGGAGAAGACACCGGCAUCACCGGCAUCACUGACCGCCCCACCUGGGAUGGAGGCGAGCCGCUGGGCUGCCAAGGACGCCGGCACCCCGAGGAUGAGGACGGGGAACCAGAGCAGGCAGAGGACAGAGAGGGCUGCCGGGAGGGCCGGGGCUGCAGGGAAGCAGGUGAGGGGAGCACCGGGGGGAAUUUUUCCAGCGAGGAAGGGGCGGUCGGGGGAGCCUCGUGCAAGGAGCAGGCGAUGCACUCAAACUGCAGCAGCGAGACCUGCAUCCCCACUCCCAGCUGCCGGAUCUGCUUCCAAGGCGCAGAGCAGGGCGACCUGUUGAACCCGUGCCGGUGCGACGGUUCGGUGCGCUACACCCACCAGCACUGCCUGCUGAAGUGGAUCAGCGAGCGCGGCUGCUGGACCUGCGAGCUCUGCUGCUACCGCUUCCACGUCAUCGCCAUCAACCUGAAGACGCCUCGGCAGUGGCAGUCCAUCACCAUCACCCUGGUGGAGAAGGUGCAGAUCAUCGCCGUGUUCCUGGGCUCUCUCUUCCUGGUGGCCAGCAUCUCCUGGCUGCUGUGGUCCACUCUGAGCCCGCAGGCCAUCUGGCAGCGCCGCGACAUCCUCUUUCAGAUCUGCUACGGCAUGUACGGCUUCAUGGACCUGGUCUGCUUGGGCUUGAUUGUCCACGAGGGGGCGGCGGUGUACAACGUCUUCAUGCGCUGGCGGGCCGUCAACCUCCACUGGGAUCUGAGGAGCUACGAUAAAGCAAAAGACAUGGAGGAGACGAGCACCGGCCACUCCUCAUUGGUCCCCAGGACGCUAUGGUUGCCUCUGGCCACCUUUGGGCCCAACGGCCACUUAAACUCCACCCAGCUGGGGCCGCAGCCAUGGACCUGCCUCUGUUUGCCCCCCAUCUGCCCCGGCCUGGUGCCCCGAAGCAACCUCAGCCAGGACAGCGACUCAGGAGAGGUCGUCAUUCGUGUGACAUCGGUGUAACACCAGGCGGUAUUUAUGCAGGAACAGAGCAUCCGAUGGUGGUAACAAUGGCAUCUCUGGGCAGGUUGGAAUAUUACACAAUCUGUUGACUUUUUUUUCUUGCAGUUUUUCCAGAUGUUUUCCAAAUGUAUUGUUUUUCUUCUCUGGGGCGGGUCCUCAGGAGAAUCUCAACAGUUAAAUGAGCUCAUGUGUGGUGUCGUUGCCUUUGUGUUUGAUUCUUAGAAGAAGAACAACACAGUCAACCGUCACCUCUACCCUUUCUUUUUCCUAACCCUUGUGCAGUAUUCAAGUCUUGUGGGAUAGAAGGUAGUGAUGAGAAAGAUGAUUAGAUUUACAUCUUGCGACCUUUUACAUCCUCAAACAUUCGUGAUAGUAAGGUUAAUAGAUGCUUUACAUGGUCAUCAUGGCACUGUGUACCUUACAUUUGACUGUUUAACCCACUGAGCGAUGGACUUUGGCUGAUUUUAAGCAUCCAUGCUAGUUUGUGGAAUAUGUGGAGGCUUUCUGAAACAAUCAGUUUCCCAGUGGUAAUUAUAACUGGGACAUUGAUGUGAACAAGUAUUUACAGAAGUUUCCACAUGACAUAAACACAGUGAAAUAAUGAAUGAAACUUUA